AUGGAAGAAGAUGCCAAGGAUGAUGAAGAGGAUGAAGAAGACGGGGAAGCGGACGAAGACAAUGAGGAUGAGAAUACUUUCAGUUUCAAAGAUGGGGUUAAUCCUUUGGAAUUUGUGGAAGACGAUGCUUUUGGUGACCAAGUUAAUGAGCAGUUUGUGGGCAUGGAUUAUGAGGCUCUAGUUGAAAGAAAGAGAAAAGCACUUGAGGAUAGUCGGCCUGAAGGUUCUGUUAAGAAGGCCAGGCAUGAGGAUGUUACUGGAGCAAGCAUGGAGGAAAUAAUGGAGGCCAUGAAUUAUGGUAUGCAAUGGAGAAUAAGGAAGCCCAAGAAAAAAGGUAGACGGAAAGGAUCAAAGAAGAAACUUACUCCUGAUAUUACUCGAAGGCUUGGUGAAGCUACUCUUCACUACGUACAUGGACAUUAUGAAGAGGCCAUACCCUUCUUGGCAGAAAUUGUUAAGCUGGCACCAGAUUUGCCCGAGACGUAUCAUACACUUGGACUUGGCCAUGAUAAUCUUGGUAAUGAAUUGAAAGCCUUGAAUUGCUUCACAAUUGCUGCACUUUUAGCACCAAAAAAUCCAGCUCUUUGGGAACUGCUCUUUGGCUGGUUCAAUAGACGAGGCAACACUCAUAAAGCCAUUUAUUGCCUUUCAAGAGCAAUAUCAGCAGAUCCUAAAAAUAUUGAUCUGAAAUUGGGUCGUGCGUCACUCUAUGUUAAUUAA
Molecule: messenger RNA, 720 nt
Organism: Prunus armeniaca (apricot)
Lineage: Eukaryota; Viridiplantae; Streptophyta; Magnoliopsida; Rosales; Rosaceae
Source: the annotation of a GenBank genome assembly